This is a messenger RNA of Ochotona princeps (American pika), 2646 nucleotides long. It is a transcript of the gene FANCB, whose product is annotated as FA complementation group B. The record is from RefSeq and is a predicted model, not a curated record. Bases 1 to 2646 code for a protein of 881 amino acids. Gene Ontology annotation, cellular component: Fanconi anaemia nuclear complex. Gene Ontology annotation, biological process: interstrand cross-link repair; negative regulation of double-strand break repair via homologous recombination; replication-born double-strand break repair via sister chromatid exchange. Lineage: Eukaryota; Metazoa; Chordata; Mammalia; Lagomorpha; Ochotonidae. The transcript is spliced from 9 exons.
AUGAGCCGCAAACGGGCGCCGUCCUGCGCCCACGAAGAAACGCUCGUGUGUCACCAGGGCGAGGUCCUCGCCUUCCGGUUGCGCCCGGCACACCCUGCGGCCGACGCGCCCGCGGCGCUGCACGUGCGCAGGAUGGCGUUCGACGCCGGCUCGGGAACCUUCGUGCCGAGAUCCGCGGCGACCUUCCGCUUCCGGGAAGAAGAAAACAUGUCCGCCUUGCAGGUGGCGCGUUGCGGCCGCGUGUCGGACUUCCGGGUCGGCCUCGAGCUCCCGUACGCGAUGAUGCGAACACGUGGCGACGGCAGCGCCGCCCUCCGCUUCCUGCUGCUGCUCCUGCACGCCGACGACACGUUCGAGACGCGCUUGAGCUUCACGCUCGACCGCGAGUUCGAGGACAGCGUCCGGGUCCUGGGCGGCCCGUCCGUGUUGUGGCGGCGCGGCGACGCGCUCUGCCUCCUGUCGUCCGCCAGCGCGCGCGUCGUCGGCGUCCCCGACGUCACCGCGCGCGUCCUGUGGGCGGGGGAGGUGGCGGACGUGGGCGCGGUGCUGCUGGGGCGCAGGGGCGACGGCGACUUGUGCUUCUACGCCCUGGACAGGCGGGAGACGCUGCGCGGCGCGUGCGCCGUCCCCGCCGCCUACCGCGACGUGACGCACGCGCGCGUCUGCGCGGCCGAGGUGCUCGGCGAUCGGCUGCGCGUGUCUCUGCUCGCGCUCACGGCGAGCGGCCGGCUGGUCUGGCUCCGCGACGGGGCCCCGACCAGGGUGUGCCGGCUUCCGCCCGGCCGCGCCCGCGCCGUGCAGCCCCUGGACGCCGGCGACGGAAAGCGCUUCUUCGUCGUGUCGCUGGACGCCGGCCAGGCGUGCGCCGUGUGCGGGAGCAGCUUCCAGGUCGCCGCGGCGUGGGGAGACGUCCACGCGGUGCUGGUCGACGACUUUGUGGGGCGCGGCACGGAGCAGGUGCUGCUGCUUCUCCGCAACGGCUCGAACUCAGACCGCCUGGCGUCGUUCGUGCUGACGGACCUCGGCGACAUCCACUACUCGUUUGUUGAUCGCACCAAGCUCGGCCUUGCCCAGAGAGAGUUUCACGGUAGUUUGUUGAUCGCUGGCAGUUUGUUGAUCGCACCGCAGUUUGUUGAUCGCUGGCAGUUUGUUGAUCGCACCGCAAGCGAAGCACCGGGCCUCGGGGAAGAGGACGGCGCGCGGGACAGUCGCCGCCUGCUGAUCCCGCCUCUGCGGGCAGCGCUCCAAGUUAGUGCCCGUCCGCCCGUCGGAAACUCCUUCGGCGCCAACUCGUCUUCCCGCUCCCAGGUCGGCGCGGCCGCGGUCGGGGGGCUGAGGCGGCAGCUCGCGCUCAAGGACAAGGUGCUCGCGAGGUCCUUCGCGGCGUUGCUGAGCCUCGUGCACGGCAAGGACGGCCGCGCGCCGCCGACGCAGCAGGAGGCUGGGCUCGUGCCGCUCUGGGGCGAAGACGAGCACCGUGUCCCGUCCUCGGAGCCGCGGGACCCGCCGGGCGGUUGCCGGGGCUGCACACGGCCCGUGGAGAAGACGUGGUACCGCGUCCUGGACGACAAGCUGGUGGUCGGCGUGCAGACCGCGCCGGCCUGGGAGGCGUCCGGCCGCGCCCUGACUUUAUCCCUGCUCGUGGAUCGAACCCACGGCGCCGGCUCCCGGCCCGUCCUCUGCCGCACCCGGCUGAUCCGGCUGAGCGCACGCUCCGGCCCGGCCGCACACGGGAUGCCGCCCCGCGCGGGAGGCGACGCCAGCGCGGCCACGUGGGCUUGUCCCGCUGAGCCGCAACAGACGUCGGACGGUCGGAGAGCGCCGGGGAGACGCAGCGCACGGCUGGUGACGGCGCUCACGUCACUUCCGCCGCUGCUGGCGCUGCGCCGGUGCCGCUGCACGCUGCUGCUGCACGUGGGCGAGGGCGGGCCCGACGACCGCGCCCGGGACCGGUACGUGCUGUGCGGCCGGCUGGGCCUGGACCUGGAAGACGUCGCGCACGGGACGCACGUGAUGACGUUCCCAGAGAAGACGCGUUUAGACGGCGUGGAGGACCUGGGCGCGCUGCUCGCGGCGACGCGCCGAUCCUGUUUCCGCGUCGCGUCGCCCGACUACGUCCUGAACGCGGUGCCCGAGUGGCUGUCGGACCGCAUGCAGUGUGACGUCGUCCCCGACUUUCCCGACCUGCGCUUCUGCCGGAGGCCCGGAAGCUUCUACGGGACCGUGUUCCGCUGGAGGCAAACGUCGCCGUUCCAGGGGCUGCUGACCGUCCAUUCCAGGAACCGCACGGUGCUGCUCCAGUGCCUCCACGACCUCGUCCGGCGCCUCCCCGUGCGCACUUUCCUCGGGCGCGUCGACUCGGAGCGCGACGAUGAGCUCGUCAUCAACCGCCUGGCCUGGACCGUCGAGCAGGAGCUGCGCGCGCUCGACGCGCUCCCGCCCGUCCUGGCCCGGCUGGAAGGCGACUUCCUGCGGAGCUGCGAGGACCCAGAGCGCGACGUGUAUCUCUGCCGGAGAGAACUCCGGAGAACACCCGGAACGUUCCGGAACGCGGACGGGGGCCCUUGGUUCAGAAACAUGCUCCUCCAGGCGGCGCGGUGGCAGCUGCAGUCGGACCUCGCGGCGCAGAAACUGACGCACGCGUAA